AUGUUUUUCUUGAGAAUUCUCCUCUUUAUUUCUCUCUUUUAUUUUGGAAAAGCCAUUGAUUGUCCGAAUGGAACGAUAACCGAUUGGAAUGAUCAUCUUUGUGUUUAUUCUGGAAAUCAGGCUCUUCCCUAUACCGAUGUUCUCACAAAAUGCCAUUCGAUGCGCGGUGAUCCGAUCAAAAUCACGAACAUGUUCGAGAAUAUGUGGAUUCACGGAUUUUUCAAUUCAACGACGUAUCUUGGCGUUGAGCGAAACUCAAAUCAAGUUUGGACCUAUUCUGAUGGAUCCUCGUUGACUUACCAGAAUUGGGCACCAGGAGAGCCGAAUCUGAAUCUCUCUAACAACUGCACCGUCAUGGAUACAUCAACUUCUAAGUGGAUGGCCGCCGAUUGCUUGACGCCUCGAUUUUACAUUUGCUCGAUAAAUAUGGAUCAGCUGAAAUGUCCCUAUGGUUGGGUCUACAACAAUCAGACUGAAUACUGCUAUUAUUUACACAAUUUCACCUAUCCAGACGGUGUUCAUUGGGAAUUGUACAACGUGACAAUGGCUGAGUUGAUGUGUCAAAAAAUGGAUGCUCAUUUAGUGUCAAUUCAUUCGGAUUCGGAAAACGAUUUUGUGAUGGAGCUAGUCAAAUCACAAGUUCAUGGGCUUUUCAAUGUGGCUCCUGGAAAUUAUACAUGUGGCUAUUCCUAUGCCUACAUUGGCUACUAUGGGAAUGCGACAAUUGGAGCUGGAAUGUGGACUGAUGGAUCGCCUGCUGAUUAUGUUCAGAAUGGGAUGUUGGGUGACUUUUAUAAUGGACAAAUUGCAAACGAUGGCUCGUGCAGUCUCCGAGGAUGGGGCUGGACUCCUGGGGCACCGAGAGCACGCUUUGUCUGCAAGAAGCCAUCAAAAGAU
This is a messenger RNA of Mesorhabditis belari, 897 nucleotides long. The record is from the annotation of a GenBank genome assembly. Lineage: Eukaryota; Metazoa; Nematoda; Chromadorea; Rhabditida; Rhabditidae.